Molecule: messenger RNA, 9806 nt
Organism: Etheostoma spectabile (orangethroat darter)
Lineage: Eukaryota; Metazoa; Chordata; Actinopteri; Perciformes; Percidae
Gene: zfyve26
Product: zinc finger, FYVE domain containing 26
Exons: 43
Coding region: 230-7993 (2587 amino acids)
Biological process (GO): double-strand break repair via homologous recombination; mitotic cytokinesis; regulation of cytokinesis
Cellular component (GO): centrosome; lysosomal membrane; midbody
Molecular function (GO): phosphatidylinositol-3-phosphate binding; metal ion binding
Source: RefSeq, a predicted model, not a curated record
GUCAGCUGAUUUUGUCACAUGACCUUCGUUAACAUAACAUACACCUUUCUUCCUAGCAUAACAGGUCAGGAGAAAGCAGGAGCCAGGAGAGUAAAUAGUCCCCAGUUCGGGGGAAACAACACAAAGAAAUGAGUGAAGAAAGUUCAAGCGUUGUCCUUGGCUUUCUGGAAGUAAAGGUGCGUCUCCAGUUGUGACGGCUAAGCAGAGGAGUGUCCCGGUGGAAGUAGCCAUGCAUCCCUUCGGCUGUGAGGCUGAGACCUCCCUUCAGGAGCUGUUUGAGUACUUCAAGAGGUGCCUGCAGCAUGGAGAGUGGGAGCUGGCCAAUGCCUGUGUGCCACAGCUGGUUAACUCAACGGGAGGACUUUCAGAAAAGCUUCGAGACAUAAUCAAAGCUAUUGUCUGCCAUCCUUACAACUUAAAAUGGGAGUCUGUGGGCAGUCCACACAAACUUGCUUGGUUUUGGCUUCAGGUUUUGGAGAAAUGGACGGAAGAGCAGGUUCCUCUCGACAUCAGGAGAGAGCUGGAGUUCCUGCUGCUCCUGGAAGAACUGGGCUCAGAGGGCUUACCAGAGACUGCUCUAAAGCAGGAGUUGCACCAGGCCUUCUUGGAGACACAGUCUGGGCAAAAGGCCCCAGAGGGUUCAACGACAACAGGUGCUGCUGUUGAGUCUUGCCUGCGAACCUUGUUGGAGAAAAAGAAGCCCAGACUCGCCCAGUCUCUCGCACAUUUCCUACAGGACCACACUCUGCAGCAAACAUUCAUCCAACACCUGGUGAAGGAACUGGGAAAACCGGAGAGAAGGCCGGCGGAAGUGGAGAAAUGGGUGGAGGAGAUCUACACCGUGUUGUCUGUGAUGCCACAGAGCCCUGGGGCAAGCAGCGGGCAGCUGGAGGCGCUGUGUGAGGCUCUGUGGGCAGCCAGAGACGGGCCCCUGAAAGAGGAGAGGAUCCUGAGCUCGUUGCUUCGCCCUCGGUGUGAUGCUCUCAUCUCUGUUUACUGUUCCACCGCUUUGAGACUUCAGAGGGAUCAGCUGCUAAGGAGUGCCCCUGAUACACAAGUGGACCUUCCUGAAGCAGAGAAGCUUGCCCUGAGUUUAUGUUGCAACAAGGAUCGUCCAUCCAUUUGGAAGACCAUUUAUUUUGAGUGCCUUAGUAGUGGAAAGCACUUCCUUGAGCAGGUCUUGGUUACUGCACUUGACCUGAUUAAACACGAGGAGUUUUCCCCGCUGAAAGACUUACUGAAGUCGGAGUUUCAGCCUUUAUCCCGUCUGCUGUUGCUCCUGGGAUGGAUUCAUUGUCGCAGUCUGAGUUCGGCUCAAACGCUGCUCAGCAUCCUUCACCGAGAGCAGGCUCCAGCCAAUGACUCUGUUCUGCAGGAGUUUUCCAAUCUUUUGUCCUCUCAGCUUGGAAUACUUAAAUGGUGUAAAAACAACAAUCCUGGGAUUCCCACGGAGGCAUUGCUGGCACAGCUUCACACUCUGGACAAUCACUCUGCCCUCUAUAUUUUGCAUUCCCUGACUCCUUUGGCUCGGUUUGAGGAGCGCAAGAUACUAGAUCUGCUGCAGCAACUGCCAAAUUCACCAGCAACAGAAGACACUGAGGUCGUCAGUAAUCUCAGUUCGGGUGUGCAGAGGAACAUAGUAUUGUUCCAGGGGUUUUGUGCCAUGAAGUACGCCAUCUAUGCUCUCUGUGUAAACGCACAUAAAUACUCCAAUUGUACCGAGUGUGACUCGAUGCAGCAGCACCCGCCAUCUGAAGCAGAAAUAGACCAAAACCAAACCUCAACUUCCUCCGACGGUUGCCAAUUUCUGUUCCAGAACUAUUUGUCAGAGUGUCAGCUCUAUCUGGAGGCCGUGCCUGCGAUCUUCCGCCUGGAGCUUCUAGAGAACAUCUUCUCCCUCCUCUUCCUGUCCACCACUGACUUUGCCCCGCACAUCCAAAAUGACAUAAACUUGAACCAGAAGACGGGGAAUGCCACUCAGUCCGAUUUUCUAUCAGAUACAAGAAACACAAAUGUAGAAUCGGGAACCAAAGCAAAGACGGGUGAGACUCAGUACGUCGGGAAAGAGAACCAGAAGCUGCGUUCAAGUUCACUAACAGCAGGCCACUACAGUCACCUGGACUUGGGACACUUUAUCCAGGGCUGCAAGGGGUUUCUAGCCGACGUGACGGCCAUGGCAGGAUUUUUGAAGCUGUUGAAAGAAGGGUUGGAGGGCAUGUGUGUGGUGGGCCAGCAGGACGGACAGGAGGCGGGAAGAGCGCUGCCUCGAGAGACCGAAGCGGCAGAGAACCUCGGCUGCUCAGUGACGGCUGAAACAUUCGGGGCUCGCCUGCAGAGGUUGUCCAAGCGCACGGCAGAGGCUCAGUGGAGGCUACAGAUCAUCACCAGCAAUCAGGGCACAGGAAGUGGUUUAGAAAGUCCUCUCCAGCUGUCAGCUGUCGGCUGCCCUGUCACUCCUCUGGGAAGCAGCAAGAGCUCCAGCCUGAGGAGAAGGAAGAGAGCUGGGAGACAUGCUAUAGAGAGGCAAACCUCAGUGGAUAAAUAUAAUGGAGAAGUUAGCACCAGCACAUCAGAUGGUGGAGGAGGGACAGGCUGCGUGGAAUUAGAGGUCUGUCCAUGCGGAGGUCCCCAUAGCUGGCUAGUCCCCGCCAUGCUGUCCCCUCCAGAGUCUCUUCUCAUGUCCUGCAUCCGCCGAGGGAACUUCAUGGAGGCACAUCAGGUGUCUCUGGUGUUUGAUCUGGAAGCAUCUGCCUGUUGUGGUGAGCUGGUUUUCAUGGAGCGCUACAAAGAAGUCCUGGUGGAGUUGGACCAGGUGGAGCAGAAGAUGGAGAGCCAGUCUAUGUCUUCAUCCUCAUCCUCCUCAGAGGGUUUGGGGACAGCGGCUGUGUCCGCCUCCGGGAGGUGUCGGCUGGGUAGCAGCGGGCGAUUAACCCUGCAGGCCAUCGGAAGUGCUGCUGCUGCAGGCGUAGCUUUCUACUCUAUCUCGGACAUAGCAGACCGUCUCCUCAGCACCCCCGCACACCCCAUGCCCUCACUGGAGGACGGCUACUGGCAGAGCCGCUGCACUUCAGACCCCUCUGGCCUCCUUUACACACUGCUGGAGGAGCUCAGCCCAGCAGCCAUGGCUGCCUUCGACCUAGCCUGCUGCCACUGUAAGCUCUGGAAGACGUCCCGACAGCUGCUGGACACCGCAGAGCGCAGACUCAACAGCAGCCUGGAGGCUCAAGGAGUAAGAGUUGACUCUAAGGUUCCCCAUUCUGAGGGCAUCUGUGGAUUUCCUAUGGUAUUACAGCAGAUCAACAAGAUCCUGAAUCAUUCUGCUACUAAUAAGAGCUCUGUCAAAGCAGAAGCUGUCGGGGAAGACCAAGUGUUCGCCAGCCCAUUUGGUUGCUGCAUCCAGGAAGUGCUCCUGUGUUGCUACCCAGCACUGAGUGAAGAGUGCAUGGCCUCUCGGCUCAGUCUCGGUCAACGUUUGGAAACCACCCUGCACAUCCUGAGCACCGCGACAGAUGGCACAGAGGCCAGUGUGGGCAGCGCUCUUCUGGCCCAGUUGGUUGAACAGUCCAGUCUGAAGCAGUCGGAGCUGGACGCUCACCCUGUGCGCUGCAGCAUGAAGCAGCUGCUGCGCUCUCUGGAUCAGCUUUGCCCCUUCGAGCCAGACGGAGAUCUUGCCAGACCAGAUUAUGUGCGCAGUUUCCUCGACUACGUCAACACGCUAGCAUCAGUGCUAGUGCGCAGCCUUGGUUCGGAAGACCAGAGCAGUGAAGUGAAGCUUGGGAAUCCACUACUGGUGUUGCUUCAAGCCCCAUUUCAACUUCUCUCCCACCUGCUGUUUGACAGGCAGGUGUCUCCUGACAGAGUGCUGUCCUUGCUGCAGCAGGAAGGGCUGCGACUGAGCGUGCAGCAGGUGAUUGUCCAGCGCUGCUGUGAGACUCUGCCUGUGUGGAUCUCCUGUCCAGGUGAUGACCGAGACUCCAAGAAAGACGACGGAGUGUUCGGUGUUGCCAGUCUGUCCGUCCUGCUCCAACAGCAUGCUCAGGAGCACAUGUCCUCCCUGGGAAUCACAGAGCCUCAGUCUGAUGCAAGCUCUGAGUCUGAGGCCUCAGUGGAGGAGCGCUCACUGACACCCACCAUCCUCUCCACCUCGCCACCAUCUCAUUCAUCCUCCUCUUCCUCAAGCUCUUUCCUCCUCACACCAUCCGCCCUGUCUUUCCUAAAGUCUCGCUCCUCUUUACUGGCCACACUGGCGUGUCUGAGUGCCUGCAAAGGAGAAACUGCCCGGUCACAAUCCUCCGGAUGGUCUGGCUAUUUCCGAAGCAGCCGUAAAGAGGCAGUCCUAGAUGGGGAGCAGAUUUCGCGUGAAGCAGAUAACCUCCUUAAGGAGUUCCCUAUUCUCCGGGCUUACCUUCACACCAUGGCUGAACCGUUGCUGGGCACUCAGUUAAGUGAGUGCGAGGAAGGUUCUGCUGGACUAGGGGCGGUUAUUUGUGGGAAACCCCUCGUCAGUCUGCUGCUGUCUGGGCCUCAAGAAGAAGUAGCCCAGGCCGUGGCUGCUGAGGCCUUCCAGAAGGCUCUUUCCUCCAGAGACCUGGGCCGAGCCCUCAGUUUGCUGGAGCUGUAUGGGAAAGGCGGCAGCCAGGAGGGGGCGCUAAGAGACCGUCUGCUUGCCUGUGCUGCCUUAGAAGAUGGAGAUGACGGUAUAGGUCAGCUGUUCCGCGUACAGGAUGCUAACCUGCGAGCCCGGGUCGCCCUGCAGGCUCUGGAGCGCUGGCCUCUGUCCGCCUGCCUGGAGCUGCUUGAGUUCUGCAUCAACGACCCGAGCACCGAGACCUCGCUGAGAACAGACUUAGAGCUCAAGAAUAAAGAACUGAACCUCUAUCGCCGGAUGUUGAAUUUACAACCUCCGUUGCCAUGGGCUACUUGGCAGGAACUGAGAACGGAGUCCAAGACAAACUCUGAGUCCAUGUUAUCUAUGAUGGUGGAGGCGAAAGAGUUUGCUCUUUGUACACAGUGGGUUGAGCUCUACCCUGUAUCUGACCAGCUGAGACUGCAGCUACAGACUGAGCAUUUGCUUCAUCUGCUGGAGAAGGGACAGACAGAUGAGGCUUUCCAGUUACUGGAAGGCCUCUCAGACUUUGUGGUCGGCCUAGACGUUUGUGAGCGCGCUCUGGACCGCCGCCCCGGUUUGGCUGCCUGUCACUUCCUGGCUGACUACCUCACUCUGCAUUUCCAGAGGCAGGUGUCUCCAGCGCGUCGGCGUCACAUCCACGCCCUCCAUCUGGGCUCAAAGGUGUUGCUGACUUUGCCCCCAGCGGCCAGGCAGGAGUAUUUCCCUCUGCUGUCGGAGCCGCUGCUGAUGCUCGAGCAGCUGUUGAUGAACCUAAAGGUCGACUGGGUAGACGUGGCGGUGCAAACCCUGCGGAGCCUCCUGGUUGCCCAGGAGGCUGGCUUUGGUACCGAGGACAUUGAUAAGCUUCUGGCAGACUACGCCUGCAAGGCUCUCGACUUCCCCUGCGCCCCCAGAGAGAGAUCUCGAUCUGACUCUGUCAUCAGCCUCCAGGACGCACUGAUACAAUGUCCUGCUCAAGACACCUGCUCCGGAUCAUCAUCUUCCACAGGCAGCACCCCUACCCACAUCCCGUCCUCCAACAGCACGGACAAGGAGAGGGAUCGAAGCUCCGCAGGGAAAAAACGCCGCUCGUCUGCCAAGUUUCAGCCUCCAGACCAACCACCAGCCCGCAAAGACUGGGUCCCUGACACCAAGCAGCACAUUUGCAUGGUCUGCCUGCGUGAGAGGUUCACCAUGUUCAACAGACGGCACCAUUGUCGGAGAUGUGGCCGUCUGGUUUGUCAUGCGUGUUCAGAGCAUAAGAUGCCCGUUGAGGGCUGCCCAGAAGAUGAAGAAGUCAGAGUCUGUGACCAGUGUUACGCCUAUUUUCACCCAGAUUCGGAAGAUGAGCUGGAACCAGAUAAAGUGGCUGGAAGCCCCGUGGUCACAGAGGAAGAUCUAGAUGGGAUGCUGCAUCUCCCUGAAGUGGUCCAACGACAGAUCCAUCUCAGUACGAAGCCUGCAGAGAAUCAGCUGCUGCGGAGCGAGUUCUACUAUGAACAGGCUCCCAGUGCGUACCUCUGCGUGGCGAUCUUGUCUCUGCACAGUGAUCAGACAGCCUGUGGUCAUCAGCUCAUCAGCCACUGCCGCUCUCUGUCUCGUAAGCUGACCAAUCCCGAGGUGGACGCCUGCCUCCUCACCGACAUCAUGCGGCAGCUGCUCUUCAGCGCUAAGCUGAUGUUUGUUAAGGUCGGCCGCAGCCAGGAUCUCGCCUUAUGUGACAGUUACAUCAGCAAAGUAGAUGUGCUGAAAAUUCUUGUGACGGCCAAUUACAAAUAUAUUCCUUCUUUGGAUGACAUUCUGGAAACUUCUGCUGUCACACGUCUCCGUAACCAGCUGUUGGAAGCAGAGCACUACCAGCUAGCAGUAGAGGUGUCUACCAAGAGUGGCCUGGACCCUGGCGGCGUGUGGCAGGCAUGGGGGAUGGCUUCUCUCAAGGCAGGUAACCUUUCAGGAGCGAGGGAGAAGUUUGGCCGCUUCUUAAAGGCUCCAGUGGACCGCAACCAGCUCAACCUAGGUCCCUUACUGCUGCAGGAGGUUGUCCAGCACCUGGAGACCACUGUCCAACCCACUCUGACAACGCAGGCUCUCGGUGAGGACAUCUUGGCGUCCCUGCGGCAGCUCGAGGAGUUCCUGUGCGAGGCCGGUCCUGUGGAUCGACCAGAGGGUCAAACACAGAGCACCAGCCUCCACCAGGAGUGUCUCUACUACCUGAACACAUAUGGCACUCACCUGGCGCUGAUCAGCUUCUAUAUGCGUCAUGACUGCAUGACAGAGGCUCUAAAAUACCUGCUCAACAAGGAGUGCCCAGAUGAGGUAUUUCUAGAGGGUGUGUUGCAGCCCAGUCUGGAGAGGGGGUGUCUUGGCAUGCUGCAGGGCAUACUGGAAAAACUUGACCCCGGCCUGGAAACAUGCAGCCGCUACCUCAUCGCCUCCUGCCAGUUCCUCCAGAGGCGGGGAUACUACAACACUCUCUACCAGCUCCAGCAGUUCAUGAUGGAUCAUGUUCGCGCGGCCAUGACCUGCAUCCGAUUCUUCACCCAUGGAGCAAGUUCCUACUUAGAGCUGGGAGAGCACCAGCGUUGGUUGGUCCGAGCCAAAGAGCACCUGAGGACGUACCUGCAGGAGCAGCAGGGCCGCGGCGCUGCCAGGAGGAAGUCUCAGGUCGUCAGGAAGAUGAUGUCAUCCAGUGACGUGUCCAGGCAUAUGAACACAAUAGAGCUUCAGCUGGAGGUAACCCGUUUCCUCCACCGCUGUGAGACCGCGGCGUCCUCCAAGUCACCAAAGACCAGUACACCUUCCUCCAAGUCCCCUGGAUCCAGCUCACCGCCUACACUGUUUGGAGGAAGCCCCGUAAAAGUUGAGGUUGCCUGCAAGGUAAUGCUUGGAGGAAAAAACAUAGAAGAGGGCUUUGGCAUUGCAUAUAGAGUCAUACAGGACUUCCAGCUGGAGGCCCAGGCAGUGUACAUGCGGGCCGGCCAAAGGCUCACCCGCCAGAGGCAGUAUGCAGCCGUACGGCAGCUGCUCAAAUGUGUGGGUGAAUCGGGCACCGCCACCAAAGACGACUGCGACGCCCUCAUCCUCAGCUGCGUCUCCGUUGCAGAUAAGGGACCGGCUGAUGCCAAGGAGCUGGAGAGUCUCAUUCUGGAGACCAAGAGCACAGAAAGCAAGAUCAAAGCCUACCUGCUGUGCAGUAAACUGCGACCGGCGUACCUGCUGGCGGUGAAGCUGGAGGUGAGCCGAGCGGGACCGCUGGUCCAGGACGUCCUACAGGCCGCCGAGGGAGCCCAGGACUCAGUGAUGCAGAAUAUCUGCAGCCAGUGGCUCUCUGAACACAACAACAAGUCAUCGCAGCAGCGCCAGGGCCGACCCAAUGCCAGGUAAAGGCACAGUCGGCACAACAAGUGGUACACGCGCAGAAAACAAGGGAGCCGCAAAUAAGAGGAUCCAGAGCAGCUGUUGCACAUAUCACAUGUUGUGUGCCCCGAAGCUGCAGAGUGUUAGAAUGAUUGACAUACAGCACACUUUACACCCGAACAGUCCCAUACUAUCACGAUCACUCGACAGCGUACAUGCUGAGGAGCCGAUAUGGGGCACAGAGUCCAGAUCGUCUUGGUGUCUACACUCAAAUCCGACUAAAUAGUUAGAAUGACGCAGUGCAAACCUCCAAGUUGUUAAAUUCCAGCCUUGCUGCAGGGAUGGACCGAUGUACUCACCCCAUGACACAACUCUUGUGUGUGGUUAUGUGUCAUUGAUGCUGCAGGUGGUCAGAGGUGGAACGGUGAAGUGAAAACUCUGUUUUUCAGCCUGGUGUUACUUAUUCAGUGGAAACAUCUAGAAACCCUUUUUUCUCUUUAUGUUUAUGCAGCCUUCCUGUCUGUGAAACUGACAAAUCACCGCCGUGCUUUAUUUCCAUUCUGGAAAUAGGUUUGCUAUUACUUCUAAUCUCUACUCUAGAGAGGGAACAAUGUUACAAAAACUAUUGCUAACUGCAACGUAAACUGAACUGUGGUUCUUUCACAAUUAAAACAUAUCUGUAUGGAAGUAUUUGACUCAGAUUAGUCUCCUACCUCAGCCAAAAGGGAAAAUAUCUUUAACUGACUGGAAGGCCUCUGACAAAUAUGUUGCCUGUUUGUUUUUGUACAUCCUUAUUGGUCCUGUGUGUAAAUUGACUUCGGAUGUAAAUGCAAUGAGAUGUCCUCUGCCAAGAAAGGUAUAUGUUCAAGAAACUGAAAAAUGUAGAAUCUCUUUUUUUUUUUUUUUUUGUAAUUCUGAUGAAGUUGUUGACUGUUUUAUCUGAUAUUGUAUAGCACAUGUAUGGCCAUCUUUUAGCAUAUAUAUUCCCUUUUGGUAAGGGAAGUUAAUAUCAGUCAGAAUUGCAAGUACUUUAGGACACGUUGAGACAUUUCCAAGAAAUGUAAAAGUUUUAGGUUGGAUACUGGAAAAAAGGGACCCACUUUUAGUUCAUGUUAUUGAUCAAGAUGAAUUCAUUAUCCACAAUAUCAACUCUCUAGUCAUUAGUUUAGUCUGUGGACGGCUCGUUUUUAUGUUUCAUCUUGCUCAUUUUAAAUCAUGCUUUUCACUCUGUUCUCAUGGAAGACAUGACACACGUCUGUCUGAACCAUAUACAUCCACAAUAAUUAACUUACACAGUCAAAUCAUGUAAAAAAAAAAAAAAAAAACUUUGAUGAUGAACUUUUGCCAUAUGGUUUUCUUUGGAUGUUUAAUUUAGUUGUUUGCCUAUUCUCUUUCACAAAGCUACAUCCUGGCCAAAACUAGAGAACUACACUUCAUAUUAAAUUGUCACCAUAAACCAUAUUUUUAGUUCAUUUUCUGUCUCGUUCAAAGAUUACAUGGGCAAGGUGUUCGGUCUUGCUUCGUUCUGCUGUACUAGUCUGAAGACCGAGACUGACCAACUUCCUGUGAUAGUAAGUGUUGAUGGACAUGACAAGGCAUGAAAAGAAGCCAGUGUAGACUUAUUGCACUCUAAUCCUUCUUAACUCUGACUGUUGUCUCAUCACUGCCGCACUUUAUACUUAGUGAGUUUAAAAAAAAUAAAAAAUAAACUUCUUUGGUAAAAAAAUGUGAAACAUGUAAAACAGUAACUGCUGGGACUAGUGAUCUUGAAAUGUAAUCGAUUUCUCCAUCCCCUGUUUGAACAAAUGUAGUAAUAAAACAAAAAUGUAAUGUACAAACU